This is a messenger RNA of Rhodofomes roseus, 914 nucleotides long. RefSeq names its product cleavage and polyadenylation specific factor 5. The record is from RefSeq and is a predicted model, not a curated record. Lineage: Eukaryota; Fungi; Basidiomycota; Agaricomycetes; Polyporales; Fomitopsidaceae. Bases 126 to 740 code for a protein of 204 amino acids. Gene Ontology annotation, cellular component: mRNA cleavage factor complex. Gene Ontology annotation, molecular function: mRNA binding. The transcript has 8 exons.
AGCACGUCAGCGCCGCCGCGCGAAGUCGACCGAACUUGACCGGAACACUCGUACUCAUAGGCAGACGGCACAACUUUGACUUUUUCAUCCCUCACUGUCGUAUCGAGCUCUUCGAGUCCCGCAAAAUGUCCAACACAAUCGCACUCUACCCGCUCUCGAACUUCACGUUCAGCACAAAAGAAGCACAACCGGAAGAAGACCCUUCAGUUUCUGCGCGACUUCAGCGGCUACAAAACAACUACGAGGACUUCGGCAUGCGCAGGACGGUGGAAGGCAUUCUAGUCGUACACGACCAUGGACACCCGCAUAUACUCAUGUUGCAGAUCGCGAACGCCUUUUUCAAGCUACCCGGAGACUACCUGAAGCCUGGUGAAGACGAGAUCGAAGGGCUCAAGAAGCGUCUGGACGACCGACUCGCGCCCCCAGCCGAGUCUAAGCAAUUUAACUCCUCUCAUGGCGUAGACAACGAGUGGGAGAUCGGCGAUUGCCUCGCGCAGUGGUGGCGCCCCAACUUCGAGACAUUCAUGUACCCAUUCAUCCCCGCACAUAUCACUAAGCCGAAGGAGUGCAAGAAGCUGUUUCUCGUGCAGAUGCCCGAACGCAAGGUCCUCGCUGUGCCCAAGAACAUGAAGCUCCUGGCGAUCCCUCUCUUCGAGCUCUACGACAACGCCGCUCGGUAUGGGCCCCAGCUAUCUGCCAUCCCGCAUCUUCUCUCUCGGUACAACUUCAUCUACCAGUAGUCGCCCCCUGAGAGUCAAAACCCACGUGCAUCCCAUUUCGUCGUCUCGAGUUUCUCGUUGUUCUCCUGUUCGCUCUAGCUGUCGUCAUGUCAUGAUUCAUCCAUACCGUCGCUUGCAUUGUAGCAUAGAGCCACGUAAAAGUCAACUCCCGGUCAUCUUCUGGUCUGCUGAGUC